This is a messenger RNA of Diaporthe citri, 1668 nucleotides long. RefSeq lists its product as uncharacterized. Gene Ontology annotation, biological process: amino acid transmembrane transport. Gene Ontology annotation, cellular component: membrane. The transcript is spliced from 3 exons. Bases 1 to 1668 code for a protein of 555 amino acids. Lineage: Eukaryota; Fungi; Ascomycota; Sordariomycetes; Diaporthales; Diaporthaceae. Gene Ontology annotation, molecular function: amino acid transmembrane transporter activity. The record is from RefSeq and is a predicted model, not a curated record.
AUGGCUAUCAACUCCACAGUCGUGUCAAGCUCCUCCGGGAAUGACAUCGAGAAAGAUGCCGUCCACACGGAUCCCGGCUUCAUGUCCGACACGAAACCUGAAAUAACCGAGCCCCAGCUCAACGUCGGUGGCCAUGCGAACGUCCAGAGACAGCUCAAGAGCGUCCACAUCACCAUGAUUGGUUUCUGCUCAGGGAUCGGAACGGGGCUCUUCGUCGGCACGGGCGCCGCCUACGCUAAAGCCGGACCCGCUGGGCUCCUCAUCGCCUACUGCAUCGUUGGACUUGUUCUCUACUGCGUGAUGCAGAGCAUCGCCGAGCUCGCGACCUUGAUACCCACAGCCGGCAGCUUCCCGCACUGGGCCACCCGCUUUGUGGACCCGAGUGUUGGCUUCAGCCUGGCAAUCAGUUACGGAUAUUGUUAUACAAUCGCCAUCGCGAGUGAGGUCUCUGCUGCGGCGGUCAUCGUGAGCUAUUGGACAGACAUUACUCCGGCAGUGGUUAUCACGGUCGGUCUAGUGUUGAUUCUAGUCAUCAACCUGCUCAGUGUGAAGUUCUAUGGCCAUUCCGAAAUCUUCAGUGGCAUUAUCAAGGUGUCCUGUUUUCUUGGGUUGGUACUUGUCGGCAUUGUCAUCACUGCAGGAGGCGGUCCCGACGGUAAGCCCAUUGGGUUCAAAUAUUGGCAUGACCCAGGUGCUUUCACAGAGUACAAUGGCAUCGCUGGGUCGACAGGAAACUUCCUCGGCGUGCUGUCCGCACUCGUCAACGCCUCGUUUAGUUUCAUCGGUGUAGAGACCGUCGUCAUUGCCGCAGCCGAGUCCCAGCACCCUCACAGGGACAUUCCCAAGGCAGCCAAAAGAGUCACUUUCCGUAUCGGGCUGUUCUACAUUUUGGGCGCGCUGCUGAUCGGAAUCAUCGUCGACCCGCGAAACCCAGGCUUGACCAGCGGUGAGGGCAACGCCAAGUCGAGCCCAUGGGUGAUCGCAAUCGAGCAGGCAGGCAUCAAGGCCUUGCCGAGCAUCGUCAACGCGUGCAUCUUAGUGUCAGCCUGGUCGGCUGGAAACUCUUAUUGCUGGGUCGGCAGCCGCAUUGUUCUGGCCAUGACGACGGACUACCAGCUCCCACAGGUGUUCGGCAAGACGUGGAAGAAUGGAGUCCCUUGGCUUGCGGUCAUAACAGCUUGGCUCUUUGGGCCUCUGGCAUACCUUAGUCUGGGCAGCGGCGGCCCAGCCCAGGCGUUCACCUGGCUGCUUAACCUUUCAACUGUUGCUGGACUUAUUGCAUGGUCCACACUUUCUUUCUGCUACAUUCGCUUCCAUGCUGCCAUGAAAGCUCAGGGCGUCUCAAGAGAUUCACUGCCAUGGGCCGCCCCGUUCCAACCCUAUGCGGCUUGGGUUGGUUUCCUGGGGUCUGCAAUCAUCACACUUAUUUCUGGGUUCCCGGUCUUUCUGAAGGGGAAUUGGUCAACAUCUGAUUUUAUAGCGAGUUAUGUUGGGAUUCCGAUUUUCAUUUUGCCAAUUAUCGGUUGGAAGUUGUGGCACAAGACAAAGUUUGUCCGUGCUAGCGAGAUUGAUCUCUGGUCUGGUCGGCUUUACGAUGAGAAGCACGCCGGAGUUGAGCAGGAGAAGCCACGGAACAUUGGGAGGCGUUUCUGGAACUGGCUCGUGUGA